Molecule: messenger RNA, 9202 nt
Organism: Rhea pennata
Lineage: Eukaryota; Metazoa; Chordata; Aves; Rheiformes; Rheidae
Gene: GPRIN3
Product: GPRIN family member 3
Exons: 3
Coding region: 254-2632 (792 amino acids)
Biological process (GO): neuron projection development
Cellular component (GO): plasma membrane
Source: RefSeq, a predicted model, not a curated record
CGAGCAGGGGCUCGCCGCCCGCACGAUGCGCUGCUCCGCAAGGUCGUCCCUGCCGCCGGCGCGGCCGCCGCUGCCCGGGCGCCGGCGCGGAGGGACACUUACAGAUCUGCAGUGGUUGCAAGUGCUUUUCUCAGAUUGAUGUCAUGCCCAGAUUAACAGGAAAGCUGUUGCUGACAGUCUGCCCCCAGUAUGAAAACUGCCUUGCAAGACAACUCAUAGCAGCUGACGGCAAGCAACAGCUCCAAGAUAUUCUAUGGGGACUGUACCAGAUCCUCUGAGAUCUUCCAAACUUUCCCUAGUCACAGCUUCUGAGGAGAAAGAUCACCUGGGAGACCUGCAGUCUGCUAAGCACCAGCCCAAACAACCAAGUCGUGAAGCAGCCAGCAAUGGCUUUUCGUACACAGUGUCUGAUUCUGCUGGAGUUUGUUCCCUUGACUUAAAAUGCAGCACAGCUGCCGACGUUCAGACAUGUGAGAAACACAACAGGGAUGAUGCUAGCUGUCAGGCGGCAUUUUCUCCUGGGCUUGUCGGCAAGGCUUCAGAGGGGCAUCCUGCAGGCGUAGAGUCUGCUAGUAACUUGCAGCCAAAAGGCAGUAAGGAACUGGCAGUGCAAGCCCUGACUGCAGAAGGAGCCCGUUCAGCAGGGCACGGGCCAGAUAUGAUGCCAGCCCCCCAGAACUCCCGUCAGUUUGUGCAAAACAGCCAAGCCAAAUCAAGUUCCCUGCCACAAAUGGAUGACUCUGCAUUGAAACCUCAGGGGACUGGUGAUCAGCCGCUUGAGGUUUUAAACUGUUCUUCCCCAGACAACCCUAUCAGGGGUAGUGAGUCCUUUCAUACUUCUCAGGCAAACAUUCUGCAAAGAGGGGAAAAAGAAAAGGGAACAGAAAAACCUGAUCCUGCUGUGUAUCAGUCAGCCUCUCCAGCAAGGAACACUGAAGGUGAUCUGAGGACAAGUCCACAGGUUGGUUUGGAGGCAGAAAGCAGGGCUGCAGACACUGUGCAAUUGUGUCCCACUGAUCAAAGUGCAGUAGUUCAGAGCAGCAAGUCACCAGCCCCAGUCAGACAUGAGAGUACUCAGCCAGUGUGCAAUGCAGACAUUGAGGCAGUGAGUUCAGGCCUGACCCAGCUCUCCAAGUUCAGAGAAACGGGUACAAUGACAGUGCAGAAUGAAAACAGAUCUUUAACUCAGGAGGCAGGAAACAGGACAUGGAGAGAUGCUGAGGUUCAGGCUGUGGCCAGUGUGGAGAGCAAAUCAGCUUCCACCAGCCCCAGUAUCCUUUCUGCCUUCUUAAAAGGGAACCUGCCUUUGGAGGAAAAGGAGGAACUGCACAUCAUUUAUCAAGGCAGUGGGGGGCCGACCCAGUCUGAACUUACUGAUGAUUUGUCCUCACACCCAAAGUCCCCUUAUUCUUCUGGUAUCAUGUCAAAAUCAACUGUUCUUACAGCUGUGACCAAUACAGCCCAAACCCAGGCUGCUGAACUGCAAAAAUAUUCUGCAGACCAAUCUAACAUAGUCUCUCCAGCAUCAGCAGAUAAUGCAACACCUGCUCUGCCCUGCCAUCCUGCAGCUAUUACCUCCCAAGGGACAUCUGUGAAUAAUGCCCAAAUGGUCUGUGCAGACAGAGAUAGCCGGGGUGCUGCUCUGAUGCCCUUGGACGCUCCAGUCCUGCCAAAGGCGAUGCCUGUCGACCAGCUCACAGUUAAUACCAAUAAUCAGACUCCACCACAGUCUGGUUGCGGUGAACCAAACACUGUUUCAGCUGCAAUAGUCCCAGAAAUCAAGAGCAAUGUGCAACAGCUUGUCCAGGAGACAGGAAGCAGCCAGUUACCUUUACACUGUAAUACACACAGUGAAAUCAAGCAGAAAGAAGUCCUGGGCAGCUCUGAGCAAAAACUUGUGCAGUGUAAGGAUGUGAAUGAAGUGGAGGCAAUUCCCAUUCAAUCUGCGGUCAAACCAAAGGAAGAAACCUGGAUAGUGCUUGAUGUUAAAGGAGUGAUGAAUGUUAGCAGUGAACUUGCUCCCAUCAGCAUAAAGGCAAGUUCAGAGGAUACAGGUGAAAAGGAGCAUGGCAGAGACCAAGGAGAGAUCAGCCAGGCUCUGAAGACCAGCAGACAGAGUCUGCAGGCAGGAUCGAUACCUGAGUUAAGUGCAGGUUCAGCUCAUGUCACCCCUCACUUGGAGGACACCCAGCAGCAAGGUCUUCAGGCCAAGGAGUCCAGACAUGAGCUUGAUACAGCAGCUCUUCCUGCUUCAGCUCAGGCUUUGCCAAAUCUUGGGGAAAACAAAAAGCAGCCCACCCCAGCCAUGGAGGCAAAAGUACAGGUGAAGCAGUCCAAGCAUGUCAGGGACGUUGUGUGGGAUGAGCAAGGCAUGACGUGGGAGGUUUAUGGUGCUUCCCUCGAUCCAGAAUCCUUGGGAAUUGCUAUCCAAAACCACUUACAGAGACAAAUACGUGAACAUGAGAAACUGAUCCGGGCUCAAAACACUCAGAACCGGAAAUCCAUUUCCUCGGAUACAUCCUCAAAUAAAAAACUGAAAGGGAGGCAGCAUAACGUGUUCCAGUCCAUGCUGCAGAAUUUUAGGCGUCCUAAUUGCUGUGUCCGACCUGCUCCUUCCUCUGUGUUAGACUGAAAUGGUUUGCAGGGGCGGAUAGAUGUCUGCAAUGGUAUAGAGACCCCCCCCCUCCCCUCGAGUCUUAAGUCCUGCUGUUCGGUUGUGUUGUUGGGAUUGUGGUGCAGCAACAGUGGAGAUUAUUCCCCUUCGUUCCCCGAGUAGUCGCUCCAUCAUGCCUUUCCUAUUGCCACAGCUGGUGUAUUUCCACAUGUGCCCCCACCCGUCCACUGUCAGAUGAAAAGCUAGGCACUUAGCAAAAGCACAAUUUUAAAUUGCUGCAGGGAGAGCAGGACGUUCUGAUAAGGCAUGAAGCAGAGAGAAGAUUAUCAGAAUUAUUAGCAGAAGUGAUUUUUAUGCAUAGCAAGCUCUUAUACAAGAGGAUAGGCUGGGGGAGGCUGGAUGAGGUGAAACUAAGGUUAAGCAGCUGUAAACAACUAAUGCUCUCCAGCAAUAGCGGAAGACAACUUUCCUUACGUUUAAGUUAUCCACUCUGAGGCAAGUUUAUGAACAGGCUAAGGACACUGAUCAGCCUCUGUAAGGUGCAGUUUUCAUGGCAGCCUGAGAGAGUCGGGUCUUACCGUCCCAUUGAAACGUAGAACCAAGGAAGGAGUGAAGAACAAGGUUGAAGGAUUGUCACUUGGGAGAAGAAGUAAGUUAAGCAAAUGGGAUUUUGAUGGCUAGAGCAAGAGGUGUGUGUGUGAGAGAGAGAGAGAGGUAACUUCUGUGGGCUUUUUCUCCUUUGAAUCAGACACACUUAAGAUGUGUGGAAUGUGUAAGUAGGCAAUAUGGACAGGUAAGGUAAAACAUGAGAGUGCACUUAACUAGAUGUACCCGUGCCUGUCAGCACGGUGCUGUCCCUUGCGCUGCGGUGCUCCAGCCAAGUCUCUCGGAAGCAGCGAGUGGUUCUGGGUUCUCCAGUGCUCUGAUUCUCCAGCAGCACUGAACACCUCUCUUCUAUAAAUCGCUUCUUAAAAACAGGCAUCUUUUUCUUUAGAGGUGCGUGCUGAUGUUUUAAAGUAGAAGUAGGCUAUGCUGUGUAUCUGAGUCCGUUAGCCUACAUGUCUAGUGUGUACACUGUUCUAAUUUUUUUCCUUUUAAGUCUUUGUCCAAAUCUGGUUUUUGGUGUUGUAGUGGUAGUAGCAGCAGUGGUAGUAUUCUGAUGAUUUUUUUGCUGCCUUUCAUAAACUUAAUACCAUUUAAUUAGCCUGUGCAUAUUUUAUGUUUUACUUAAUGCUAUCUGUAUAAUAAAGCAUUAUAUUGUUAACUUGAAACAUUUAUUUUACAGAAAUACUGAAGUCUCAAGACAGCCUUUACUGUAUUUCUAAUGUUAGAGAAGUUUCAGAGUGUACUAAUAAAAGGUAGCUUAGUGACUGUUUCUCCAGAAGUGUGAUGUACAAUAAUGUCUCAAAUGUUUGUCACAUUUCUCAGAUUAAUAAUAUUUUCCAAGCUGAGGAAUGUGCUUCCCACUAUUUUUUUUUAAUCCUGUACAUUAGAGUCCAUGGGAGGUUGGGAAACUCUGCAGUUUGUAGAAAAUUCAGUUUUCAAUCUUGCAAGGCAUUGAGGAUUUGCAUGUUGCAAUCUUGCAGAGGACUAGAGCUAAAUAGGAAUUAUUUUUAUUCCAUUAAAGAUUUUUCAUGAAUCAUGAUGAUAAUUUAUUUCUAUCUGUAGUACCACACACCUGACUUACUGAGUAGAUCAUCUUACAGGUUUAUAAAGUGUAAAUGAUUUUUUUUUUCCUGAGAAGCAGCUCUGAGGUGACACCUUUUUAUUCGGGGGACCAACAUUUGUGAGUAUAUCAAAUGUCAGGCCUUCAAAGCAGCUGUUUAGGGACAAUUUUUUCCUAAGCAGAGGGGGUAAAAUAGUAUAAAGUUUCUGAAAAGUAAAAUAUUUUAACCUAGUCCAAUGAAAGCUGUUGCCUGUAGUCGUGGUGCUGAAUUGACUCCUCAUUUUCCUCUAGCGUAUUUGUAGGGUUUUUAUGGCACAUUCUUAUUCUGCUUCUGUAUAUUAUUUUAAAUCAUUUCCCACCUAAUGCUGAAUUGCUGAAUCUGAAGUACCACAUUAGAGAGUGUCUUCUCACAUCUGCCUACUAAGAGGAAAGUUUCAUCUCUUCUGUUAUUACUGUUUCUAUUGCCUUCCUAGCAGUGUCUGAGAUGUGAAUUUCAUGUGAAAUUUUGUGUGGGAUUAAUAUUGACAGCAUCAUUAGGUACGAUUAGUUGGCAUGCUCUUACCAUGUUGUGUCUGUGUCAGCCCUAAACAGGUUCCAAAAGUUUUCCAUGGUGUCUUUGUUGUUUCCUGCACCGAUCCAAGGCUUCGCACUGCUCCUUCCUGUGUCUUCAUCUCCACUCUGCCCCCUUCCUCUUUAGCUGCUGCCCAGCCUGUCUCCCUGUGAGUGUCCUGUGAACAAGCUCACGUCCCUCUCUCUGUCAUCCUCCUUAUUAUAGCAUUGUGAUCCAGCUUACUCUGAACUGUCCCUUUACAAAUGUGUGCAGUCUGAAUAUAUAAAUGGAUUGUCAUAUUUUUCCAGAGGAGAAUAAACGGCUAUCGCGUAUUCACCGAUUUCCAUGAACUUUAUCCUUUAGCUCAAGCUCUCCAAAAUACUUCUAAAAUCUGUAUAUGAAUUGCUUUAUUGAGACUAAGCUUCACUUGGCAUUUAUUAGCAAUGGAUGAGCAGUGUGCUGCACCAGCACUGGAACUAACUCUUCUUCGUGAGGAAUCGGAGAUCUCUCCCGGUACCCUGCAGCUGCUUCUAGCUGUGAGUCUUCACCAGCCUUGUCCACCCUCACCCCCCACCCUAACUAACCUUUCUUCCAGGGAAGUGUCACCAAUACAUACAUACAACAAAAUGCUGAUGGGUAGAUGCCAUACCAAGCGGAUGCAUCUAAAUAACUGCAUGAGCAUAGCUGGAGAAACUGUAGUGGUCAGCAGAGCAUCAUGCUUUUUUGUUCUCUGAGAAAAAAUGCUUGAAGAACAAACUGAAACAUGUCAGUGACACUGUCUUGUGGACACAAAACUCCAGCAGAUGUUCACAUCCAAGCAAUAAUGUGCCAAAAACAAAUGCAUAAAAAUGAGUCAAUAAUCACCAGCACAUCUCAUGUAAAAUAUUUUAUGUUUUCACUUUGCCCUAGUAUGGCAGAAUAUAGGUAGCCUGUUAAUUUGUCACCACGUUAUGUUUUCUCCUGCAUACAAUGUCUGGAUGACCACAUGAAUCCGUGUAGGAAUGAUGAUGUUUCACCAACAGCAAAACAAAUCUGUAUCUUGGGUGAUGAUUAGCAAAUAAUGUGCUUGUGUGAGUGGUCUAGUACCAGCCAAGAGAGACUGUUGUUUGUGUCACAUCAGUGUCAAAAACAACAAUGUGCUUGGAGUGUGGUAAGGCAGAGGUUAGGGAAGGACAAGCCAUGUGCUUUCACCCUGCUCUUCCUCUGCUCCGUGAUCAGAAACACACUGCAUUGGUCGAGUGGUUAACAGUCACGGAAAUUCCUUCAGGGUAAUAAAAAAGAGGCUUCAAAGCUGAAAGAAGUGCUUUGUCACUCUCAAGAGUCAAUCUCUGUGGGGGGAAAAACAACGGGGGGAGUGGUUGCAGCCAGCCAGGUGAAGUAAAGGUGAAGUAACUCUUAGUUCCAUUUUAUUGCCAGAUGAGAAAAUUGUGGAGCCAAGCUAAAGGUCAGGAAGCUGUUCUCCGUUGGCUCGUCUUCUGGGAGGGUUGGCGUGGCCAGAAUCAUUCUAGGAGUCCUUAAUAGAAGCAGCGAAUGAAAGUGGAAGGGUUGCUUCAGGAGCUUUUUACUAGGAAAGAUAAAAGUGAAUGUAUUUUGAUGUUUCCAAUCAAAACUGAUUUCAAGCAGGACCUCGAUGCAGGCAGUUUGCAGGAUAGCCCUGAUUUGGUGUGAGUCUGUGACGUCCAGUACUGCCCGGGUGUGCUUAGCUGGUGUCUGCCAGCUUUGCCUUGUCUUGGGUAGCAGUGGUGAAAUGAAGUCCUGCCUCACUUCUGCUGCCUCGUUUUGGAAGAAGCAUAGGGGAAGAGCUGGAGGGGCAAGGAAAAGCCUGUCUCACCAUUUCAGAGCAAGAAGCUGUCCCUUUGAGCGUACAAGAAAGAGUUGCUGAGAAGAAUGGGGAGGGACCAAGAGAAAAGCAAAACUGAGGUGAUGUAGGUACUUCAGAAGGACUUCCAAUUCUUCUAUCCACAAAAGCAGUUUUGCUUAAUUUUUGCAGUGCUCCGCAUUUGUUCUGAGCUCACACAGUUUUCAUUUUCCUGAUGUUUCACAGCCUUUAGGAUUAAGAACAUUUCCGAAGAUGGUGUAUUUUGUUAAUGUGCAGAUAUAUACAAAUAUGAUUCAGCAAAACUGACCUAGUAAACUAACAGUACAAGUAAGUGAACGAUAUGUUUAUUACCACUACUAUCACAUAAGGGCUUGUAAAAUAGACAUUGUAGAGAACUACAUUCAAGGGAUUCAGAAAAAGUGAAUAUAUGGCCCAAAGAUAACACAAGCAUUUAUCUUGAAUUCCGUUACUGUUUCUGACUUUUCAAGUUAGUAGAAAUUCAAAAGAAGAAAAGAGUAUGUUUCAAAGCCUUUUGAAAUGGAUGGAAAAUUCAUUUUGACUUCCACUGGUUUUCAGUUUGGAAAUUUAAUGGAAACUACUAUAUCGGUGUUUUAUUGCUUAGCUUAGGAAACACAAGGUUGGUAAAGUAAAGUUGGUAAAGUGCCUUAUUAGGUUGAUUCUCCUUUAAUUUAUUCCUGGCCUACCCCUUCACACCUUUUGAAAAUCAGUGCCAAAAGUUACUAAGGCAAAGUAAGCCUUUCACCCCCCCUUGAUGGAAAUGCUUGCUCUGAGAGACAGCUGUUAAUCAAGCUCCUUGAUGUGCAGUGAUACUGCUGUUCCGGUGUUCCAGUUCUGUUACUAGGAAAGCUGAGGGCUAAGGUCUGAAAGAACCCUGCUUUUUUGUUUCAUAUUUUUGUAGAAGCAUGGUUUCUGCUCUUUUUUUUUUUUUUUUUUCAUGACUGUGAUGCUUUUAUCAGUCAUCAGUAUUUUCAAAGUCCAUCUUAAGCCAGGUAUGUAAAUAGAUCCCAUUCAAGUGCUGCACACUACCGAAUCUCUCUGGAGUCACGGGAUGCUGCAGGAUCAACAGGUCCGAAGAUCAGAUCCUGUACAUUGAAGUGGCUGAAGUGUUCCUUUAGGUACCCAAAUUUGAUUACUACCUGAGCCAAUGUAGCUGUUUAAAAAAAAGAGUGAAGUAUUACAGCUCAGUAAAUCCAAACUAAAAUGAACAACAGAACAACAUCCAUUUUUGAAACUCUGAGAUACAUUAUUUUGCCUGUUUUUGUGCUUUUCUGAGCAGCUCUUCCUUCAGGCUGCUUUAAAGAAGCCCUGUUACUGAGCCCUGCCACACAGAAAAUAUUUUUGCCUCUAGCAAAAAAAAAGUUCGCUGUAGGUAAGUUUGUGCGUGUGUGUGUAUGUGUUUAAAGGGAGUACACAGGUGUGCAGAACUCAUGCAUUACUCACACUCUCACAAGAUUUUUCCCUUUGCUGUUUCUGAUCGAGUGCAGGAGACCUAGCAUCUCCCACAACUCUGGGGCAACGACAGGAGGUUUAGAUGGCUCUGCAAUAUAGAAAAAAAGAAUUUUCUCCUUAUUAGGUCUCUAAAAAAUUCCCACAACCGUAGCUAAGAAAAAUAGCUAGCCAACUUCUGUGUCUAGACUAUGAACAGAAAGUGCCGUGGUUGGGUCUACAGAAAUGCACGCUGGCUCUGAAGUGCUCUGGAAAUCCACAGUUGUACAUACAAACUGGUUUCUGCACAAAGACUAGGAGUUACAGCAAGCAUCAGGGCUCAUGAGGAACAGACUCAUGCGAACUGAGUCCAUUUUGAAAUAUUAGACCGUAAGUUUUUGUCUACUUAGAGUGACCAUCUGUUGAGUAGAAAUACGUGACAAGACUCUGCCAUUAAAGUCUUCAUCAAUCUUUUGCUUAAGAAUUUUAAGCAGUGUCUGUUAGAUAUAUCCUAGCAGCUCAGCUACGAUGGUUGACACUUGUGUUAAGGGGUUUUCCUGAUAACGCUUCCCUUAGCUCGGUCCAUAGUGAAUAGUUCGAAGCAAGUCACACCCAAGCGAAAGCGCUGCCCUGGGGAAUUCAAUACCUGGAAGAGAAAGACCUGAGCAUUCAAGAGCGAAGGUCUCAGCAGCACCCUGAAAAAUGAUGUGAGUUUGUACUCAGAGUUAAAGGGAGAGAUGGUAGGUGAACUUUGAAUUCCUGGUCAUCGCAAACGCCGUGAAAAUGAUGGCCACAAAUCAGCCAGCAGCAGCAGAAAAGCAAUUUGGGGCUUCUAAAGACAAGUAAUACUAUCGUGGCUUUGUUUUUUUUGUAGUUACACUGAUCGAAUGUGAUGUGAUGUACAAAGUAAAGCUAGUUUUAGGUUUCUAGUGCACUGUAGUAUUCAUUUGAGACAUACCACUAGAAUUUUGCAUGUGAAGAAGUCUUAACGAUGGCACUUAAAUGAUUUUACUGACCUGGUCGAGUCCCUUAGGAAUUUAAUGUUUUGUUGUUUUUCAUCUUCUGGUUUCCACAAUGAUUACAAUAAAAUGAACACUGUCUUAAUUA